Messenger RNA from Exophiala aquamarina CBS 119918, 603 nucleotides. RefSeq lists its product as uncharacterized. The record is from RefSeq and is a predicted model, not a curated record. NCBI's taxonomy places the organism in Eukaryota, Fungi, Ascomycota, Eurotiomycetes, Chaetothyriales, Herpotrichiellaceae. Gene Ontology annotation, cellular component: cytoplasm; exon-exon junction complex; nucleus. Bases 1 to 603 code for a protein of 200 amino acids. Gene Ontology annotation, biological process: RNA splicing. The transcript is spliced from 2 exons. Gene Ontology annotation, molecular function: mRNA binding.
AUGUCCACCGAAAUGGAAAUCGAUGCUCCCGCCGCAGCAGAGGCAUCGCAAAACGGAGCCUCCUCGAUUACCGACACCGACAAGCAAGUUGCAUCCGGCGGGGGGACGACGGGAAGCGAGGCGCGUACCACGCAGUCUGCCGUCGCCGUACGCAGUAUCGAAGGCUGGAUCGUGAUCGCGACCAAUAUCCACGAAGAGGCUACAGAGGAAGACAUCACGGACCUGUUUGCCGAGUACGGCGAGAUCAAGAACCUGCACCUCAAUUUGGACCGGCGGACGGGGUAUGUCAAGGGCUACGUUCUCAUCGAGUACCCCACCCAGGUCGAAGCCUCCGCGACCAUCAAAGCGCUGAACGGGUCCAAACUCCUUGAUCAGACUAUCUCAGUCGAUUACGCUUUUGUGCGCCCGCCAGUAGCCAAAGGCGACAGCAAAGCUGGCCGUGGAGGCAAAGCGAGUGAGCGGAGGGGUGGUGGUCGGGCAGCGACAGCUAGAAGUCGCAGCCGCAGCAAGUCCAAGAGCCGUAGCCGCAGUCGCGAUAGAGAGAGAAGGAGGGAUAGGGAUGUGGAUAGGGAUAGGGAUGAUGACACGAUGGACAGGGAUUGA